UAGCCGGACCACGUGCCUAUAAAUAGCACCAUAGGCUUGGGCUCGCUCACUCACCCACUUCCUCACUGCACUCUCACACAACUUGCUCUGAGAAACCAGCGUGGCGGCAACAUUGUCGUUCCCGAUCAUUGACAUGAAGCUCCUCGACGGGGAGGAGAGGCCAGCGGCGAUGGGGCUGCUCCAGGAUGUAUGCGAGAACUGGGGCUUCUUCGAGGUCCUGAACCACGGCAUCUCGACGGAGCUGAUGGACGAGGUGGAGAAGAUGACCAAGGGCCACUACAAGCGUGUGCGCGAGCAGAGGUUCCUCGAGUUCGCCAGCAAGGCGCUCAACGACGACGGCGGCCAGGGCGCGAAGGCGGAGAACCUGGACUGGGAGAGCACCUUCUUCGUGCGCCACCUCCCGGAGUCCAACCUCGCCGGCGUCCCCGACCUCGACGACGACUACCGGCGGGCCAUGAGGCGGUUCGCGGCGGAGCUGGAGGACCUGGCGGAGCGGCUGCUCGACCUGCUCUGCGAGAACCUCGGCCUGGAGAAGGGCUACCUCACGCGGGCCUUCCGUGGCCCCGCCGGCGCCCCCACCUUCGGCACCAAGGUCAGCAGCUACCCGCCGUGCCCGCGCCCCGACCUCGUCAGCGGCCUCCGCGCCCACACCGACGCCGGCGGCAUCAUCCUGCUCUUCCAGGACGACCGCGUCGGCGGCCUCCAGCUGCUCAGGGACGGCGAGUGGGUCGACGUGCCGCCCGUGCGCCACUCCAUCGUCGUCAACCUCGGCGACCAGCUGGAGGUGAUCACCAACGGCAGGUACAAGAGCGUGAUGCACCGGGUGGUGGCGCAGGCCGACGGCAACCGGAUGUCCAUCGCGUCGUUCUACAAUCCAGGCAGCGACGCCGUCAUCUCCCCGGCGCCGGCGCUGGUGGAGAAGGACGCCGGCGGGACGUACCCCAGGUUCGUGUUCGAGGACUACAUGAAGCUGUACGUGCGCCACAAGUUCGAGGCCAAGGAGCCCAGGUUCGAGGCCUUCAAGGCCAUGGAGACCGAGACCCCCAACCGCAUUGCCAUCGUCUAGCAACCGGUCCCUGCGAAGUGCCACCUUGUUCGCUCUGUACUGUGCCUGUGUGCAUGGACCGUGUUUCGUCGUCAGUUUGUGACACAUAGGAUUCGUCAGACGGUCAGAGUGGUUCAUUCUGGACUGAAUAAAAGAGCCUGCGAGCCAGGUGUAGAUAUGAAUAGAUUAUGUGUGUAGCCAUCUCGCGACCAGCUAGAAAGUUUGUACCGUAUCUGAUUCUUAUUUCGUUCCCUGUCAUAGUAAUAAUUAAGUCGUUGUCAGCUAUUAGGCACUGUUCUAUUGAUAAAUUAUUCCUAAUUUCUUU
Oryza brachyantha (malo sina) is the source of this 1370-nucleotide messenger RNA. Its product is annotated as 1-aminocyclopropane-1-carboxylate oxidase 1-like. The record is from RefSeq and is a predicted model, not a curated record. The transcript is spliced from 2 exons. NCBI's taxonomy places the organism in Eukaryota, Viridiplantae, Streptophyta, Magnoliopsida, Poales, Poaceae. The coding region runs from base 134 to 1066 and encodes 310 amino acids.